AUGAAUCAGUGUAACAUUAAUCUUCUUGAUCUUCCUACUGAAAUAUUAAUUACCAUUUUUAAAAAAUUAGAUAAUAUUGAUAUUCUAUAUUCAUUGUUUGAUGUUAAUAAUCAACGACUCGACAAGAUAAUAAAAGAAAAUAUUUGUAUUCAUACUCUCAAUUUUGUAUCAACAACGUUAACUGAUGAUACUUUAUCGAUUUCUGAUCGAAUACUUGAUCGAUUCUGCAUGAAUAUAUUGCCAAGAAUCCAUUACAAUAUUAAAUCUAUUGUUCUUAAUUCAUUAUCUAUGGAACGUAUUCUUCGUGUUGCUGGUUAUCCUAAUUUAAGUGAACUUAAAAUCUUUAAUUUUAAUGGUAAAAUUGUUUCACAUUAUUUAACAGUUGAAUCACCACUUCGACGAAUUUUUCAGCGACAAAUUACAGAUCUUAUUCUUGUAUUUGAAAAUUCUUUUAAUGAAAUAUCAUGUGAACAUUAUUCAACAGAUAUAUAUGGAUUUAUUUUUAAAUUCUUCGAAAAUCUAAAACAUUUAUCUAUUAUUGGAUCAUACUCGAAAAAUUUUCCACCUUUAAUACUUUGUAAUUUACCUUCAACUACUUACUACUCUUCAACACUUUACAAAUUAUGUAUUCAUGUUAUGCAUUACGAUGAUUUACUUGCUUUACUUGACGGUCGUCUCAAACAAUUAAAUACAUUGAAUGUUGUUAUUAUAGAUGAGGAUUUUCAUUCAACGAAUGUUUAUAAUACGAAUAAUUUACCUGAUUUGAAAUAUUUUAAUUUACAAUGUAAUUGUUUAACUGAUGCAUAUUAUAAUAAAAUUCUACCACUUUUACGUCGUAUGUUAAAUAUUGAAGUAUUAAAUUUAAAUCUUAUUCUUGACAAUCUAACAACAUUUAUUGAUGAUCGUUUACGUAUUCCAAUUCAAGAUGCAAAAGCUACGGCACGAUCCUUGCUGAAUCUUUAUACACAAGCUGUUAAUGCCAACAUUGGUGCUGCUGAUUUAUUUGAUCGUCUUACUGAUUCUCUUCGAAUGCCUGGUGAAAUUGCUAAUACAAUUGUUGAUAUUUGUCAAUCGGUGCCGUACUUGAAAACACAAUUUAUUUCACAAUCUGGUCUCUGCAUAUCAUAUCCUGAUCUCACUGACAACAAGAAACGACAACGCACAUUUGCGCUGAUGCAGUCACCAUUGAUCAUUGAAGCUACAACUCGUCUCAUUGCCUUCUUCUCGAAUCGUCAACUUUAUAUACCAUCAAUCAAAAAGCUAAUUGAAGAUUUUAUUGCCUGUCUUCCGGUGAUCAAAGACAGUAAUCAUAAUCGAUCAUCGACUAAUAUAUCUGAUUUGGUUGAAGAAAUGCUCACUCAAACUCGAAUAGAACUUGAUAUUGAAACUAUUAAUCGGAAUUCGUUUAUGGAAUCUGAACCACUCGAUAAUCCAUCAAAUGCACAAACACUUACCGGAAAAAUAAUUGUUAAUAAAAAGGUUAGAGACUGA
This is a messenger RNA of Rotaria sordida, 1491 nucleotides long. The record is from the annotation of a GenBank genome assembly. NCBI's taxonomy places the organism in Eukaryota, Metazoa, Rotifera, Eurotatoria, Philodinida, Philodinidae.